UACAUGUAUCCGAGCGCAGAGCAGGAGACUGUCAGAGAUCAAGAGUACGGCGCGCUGCCCGCUGCCACAAUAGACACUUUCCAACCAUGAAAGAGAAGCAUCAGCUUUGCGCAAGAGAGUGCGAGGAAAUAAGCAAGUAGAAAGCGAGCACGAGAGACUGCGGAAAGGGGGAGACUGCAGCGCUGAAAAAUAAUAGACUUUUUAUUUUAUCAUUGCCUUUUGCAGCAAGCCAAGGCAGCUUGCAAGUGUAGUCUCAGAGAUUGUUGAAGGUGAUGAAAGUUGGGCACUUGCUACAAGUGACAGCACAUCUCAAAUUCUGCUGUUCCCUGAAGGCGACUCCAAUCACUGGAAAACUUUAAAGUCAGUGACCGAGGGCUUCUGAAAGUGUCGAAAGUCACAAUUGACAGUAAUUUAGCUGAGAGCCUUUUUUUAAAAAGAAAACAAGAAGUUGGCACCCAUCAGUUUAGAAAUGGAGACCGCUUCUCAAGAUUCCCAAAUGGAAUGCCAGAUCUGCUUCAAUUACUACAGCCCUCGUCGCCGCCCCAAGCUACUUGACUGCAAGCACACUUGCUGUUCUGUCUGCCUUCAACAGAUGAGAAGCAGUCACAAGGAGCUGACGUGCCCGUGGUGCCGAAGUGUCACCAAGCUCUCCCCCAGCUUGUCUGUAUCCCAGCUGCCGGAUGACCCAGAAGUAAUUGCUGUGAUCAGCAUCCCUAAUGCCUUGGACCGCACUCCAGUCUUCAUCAGGCUCCCAAGCAGUGGUUGCUACAUGGUACCCCUGACUGUUACCAAGGAGAGUGCUCUGUUGCCAGGAGAAGGGAGUUGUCGACUGUUGCCGGGAAACCAGCGGAAGACUGUGACUGCUGUUUUGAUCCCUGGGGAGCAGCAGCAUCAGCAACACCCGUUGCAAGGCGGACCGAGGGAAGAUGAGGAAGAGGAGGAAAGCAGGGAAGUUGUGAAGACCUCCACCUGUUCAGGUGUUUGCACUGUACUCCUUGUGGCUUGCGUCCUCCUAUUCCUCCUCGGCAUUGUACUGCAUAACAUGUCUUGCAUAUCAAAGCGAUUCACUGCCAUCUCUUGUGGCUGAAGUAACUGCUGAUCUACAAGGGCUUUCAGAAUUUACUAGUUUGCAAGAUACCUGGACUGUGGCUAUACUGAGGAAUGCAGCGCAUUUAGUCUCUUGUGGCCUGGGCUUCAGAGCCAUGCUGAGGAAGCUGAGCAAAUGUAUCAAACUAACAGGAAUGAUUCAUUUGGGAAGUGAUGAAUACCUAAGGUGUAAUUUGAUAGAUCAUGUGAAAACUAUAUUUCUGGUGAAUUUUAAAGAGGUUUUACAAAUUAGUCAAUACACACACAGAAUUAAUGGAAAUUGAUUCCCUUAAUAUCACAUUAUAUUUCUGAAUUAUUAUUAACCUUAGUCUCCCUUUUAAUGGGUAGUGCAAUAAUACUAUUCAUAGUGUAACUUGAAUCAGUCUCCUGUAAGUAUUGGUAAGCAUCAUUUUAUACAUUGUAAACUAGGUUACCCUGUCAAAACCUGGGUUUUAAUUGAUUGUAGUCCAUUGAGUUGCAGCAAUCUUCCUCAGAAAUAAUGUUCAUAGUUUUGUCACCAUCAGGACAGGUUUUAGACAACUGUGCAGGUGUUUGUAAGUAGAAUUGUAACCAUCCUAUUUGGAACUAAGUUGUAUGAAUUAAAAAAAAUAUUUUUACAUUUUUGGCAGGUUGUUGGAAUUAAGUUUUUAUUUUAUGUUAAGGUUAGUAUAUACAUGCAUAGAGGGCUUAAAGUCUAGUGCAUACACAUCUACAGUGAUAAAAGGAACAUAAAAUUAUUUAAGCCAGUCAUCACUGAAUACGGUUUAUCUUAUUUGUGUGCAGGUGCUGACUAAAAUAAUUCGAUUUAUUUUGCAUUGUGGAACUGUACUGAUGGAUUACUUUAGUUCCCAGUUCAUGACAUAAUGGUUCAGCUGUUUAGAAAGUAGUUUGAUGUGUGUGAUAGGAUAUAAUUUUAUGUAGAGACAGUUUACACAAAUGAAUAGUUAACUUUGUGGAAUAGUUGAGUUUUCAAUUUAGUUUGUCUAACUAAUCAUGUGGCGUAAGCUGAUGUUGCUGCGGGGCUCUAAGGUUACUAUUUAGGGUUUUAUACCAUUUGACUAGAUUUAUUAAUAUCACAUGCCUUUUGAAUGAAUAACAUUUUACAUUAAGAGACAAAACAAAUUAAGUUACAAUUAAAGAUGUGAUUUGGUGUCCUGUUGCGUACAGUCCUAGUUGAGAGGAAAUAUUAAACUUAAUGGGAUUGUAAUGUGCUGUCAGACUUUGACAAGCAAUAUCAUAUUGGUAAUGUUUGGUGAUCCAGUUAACGUAGGGAAGGAAGAAUUAUCAUUCAUGACAUUAAAUUAUUUGUUUAAAAUAAAGAGCAGUAAUGGGUGGAGCUUGGUUAAAAGUCAUGAUGGGAUAAUUGUCAGAGUAGGUUCAAAUUUGUAUAUGAAGUAUAAUUGCCUGCAUGGUACUUUUUCUCUAUGGUACCAGAGAUUGAAAUCUUAUUGUCCAAUAUUUUACACCGUCUUCCCUUUCAGUUUUGUAAAUAUUGUAAUGAAAUGUUGAUUUUUUUCUUAGAAAGUAUUAUAUCCAAAUUACAAGUGAUGUCUGUACUUUAUAUCUGUUUAUUUUUCUGGAUAAUUUAACGUAAAGUUGUAAUCAUGGCCUCAAAGGGAAUGGAAGUCUCACUGACUUGUAUCCGUUAGGCUGACGUGAAUGGCGACAUCUUCUCCCUCAGAAAACAAAUGAAAAAUACUGUGCCUGCCUGCUGGAAAUCUGGAAUGGUGACAUACUAUUCUGCUGGUCAGGCAGCAUCUGUGGAAAAAGAGUUAAACAUGUCAUGUCAAUGCUCUUGUAUCAGAAAAAAUAAUAAUUGUUCCUCUUUUCACGGGUGCGAUCUGACCUGAAUGUUUCCAUCACUGAUUAACAGACUGAUAACAUGCCCCUGCUAAUAUCCCAUGAUCACUGUUGCCUAUACAUGCUAUUAAAUAGUUCAGUUUUUCCAUAGAUUAUUUAUUUUCAAACAUGUCUUUGUGCCUAAGUAUAUUGGGUAUAUGAACUGCCAGUGUGUGCAUAUACCUGUGAUGAUCUGCAAAAGUAGAAGUUGGAAAGAAUGGUGAAGCUGCUGUUUAUAGUUGCUGACUGUUGUCUUUGUGCUUACUCUUUUGUAGAAUAAAAUAUUGCAUGAGGCUGCAAUAGUACUUUUUUUCUCACUGAUAUUUUUAUGAUGCAGUGUUCUGAACCUGCCUGUUGUUUAUAUGUGUUCAUUUUAGUUUAAUGAUGAUUGUAAGGAGUUCAUUCAUAUGGUUUGAAAUGGACCACCGUACUGUGAUUCUGGUUGUAUUGACAACACUAUUCAACAGUUUAUAAUAAACUUUAUAAAUACUA
This is a messenger RNA of Amblyraja radiata (thorny skate), 3417 nucleotides long. RefSeq names its product ring finger protein 152 (gene rnf152). NCBI's taxonomy places the organism in Eukaryota, Metazoa, Chordata, Chondrichthyes, Rajiformes, Rajidae. The transcript is spliced from 2 exons. Gene Ontology annotation, molecular function: ubiquitin protein ligase activity. The record is from RefSeq and is a predicted model, not a curated record. Bases 470 to 1087 code for a protein of 205 amino acids.